This is a messenger RNA of Staurois parvus, 372 nucleotides long. The record is from the annotation of a GenBank genome assembly. NCBI's taxonomy places the organism in Eukaryota, Metazoa, Chordata, Amphibia, Anura, Ranidae.
CCACCUCCCACCCGUCAUAUACCCCAGCAGUGCCACCUGUCAGUGUCCAUCAGUGCCAGCUCUCAGUGCUCAUCCAUGCCACCUGCCAGUGCCCAUCAGUGCCACAUUUCAGUGCCCAUCAGUGCCACAUCAAUGCCACUUAUCAGUGCCCAUCUGAACUGCCUUUCAGUGUCACCCAUCAGUGCUAGUCAGUGCCACCUAUCAGUGCCAGUCAGUGCCGCCUAUCAGUGCCGCCUAUCAGUGUGCAUCAAUGCCGCCUAUCAGUGUGCAUCAAUGCCGCCUAUCAGUGUGCAUCAAUGCCGCCCUAUCAGUGUGCAUCAAUGCCGCCUAUCAGUGCCCGUCAGUGCUGCCUAUCAGUGCCACCUAACAGUG